AAUGCACAGAAAAUCGUGUCUAAGAUUUGAAUGCAUUUAUAAUUCGUAACGCUUUAUACGAAUGGCUCUGAAGUGUGAAAUUAAUCGCCAAUUAAUUGCGAAAAUCAUUUCAAUUUAGUUAUCGACCGAUUUGUGGAUCAAUUGCGGACACCAUCUGAAUGGCGGACAAGAAACUGGAGGACACGAUAAGCAUCGGUGACGCGGAUAACUAUGAGCUGAUCCGACGGUUAGGCAGCGGUCGGUACGGAGAGGUGUUUGAGGCCAAACACGUGGCCAACAACAAGAGGUAUGCCAUCAAAGUCUUAAAGCCGGUCCGACCGGAGAAAGUGCUCCGAGAGGUGGAUGUGUUGAGACGUCUUCAGAGCGGACCCAAUAUAAUCACAUUGAAGGACGUGAUCGUCAACGACGGCACUCCGGCGCUGGUCUUCCCCUUCGUGUCCAACGAGACCCUCAAGACUGUGGCCAUGGAUUUGACCGAACAGGAGAUCCCGUUAUAUCUGUACAAACUGUUGCGCGCCAUCGACUUCUGCCACAAGAAUGAAGUGAUCCAUCGCGACAUCAAACCAUCAAAUGUGAUGAUCGAUAGGUCUAUGAAGACGUUGCGACUCAUCGACUGGGGUUUGGCCGACACUUACACCGACGGCCGUAUAUAUCCGGUGACAGUGGCCUCGAGAUUCUAUAAACCGCCGGAACUGCUGUUGGGUUUCAGUAAAUACGACUAUUCAUUGGACAUGUGGUCGUUUGGAUGCGUUGCCGCCGGACUUUUGUUCAAAAGGGAGCCAUUCUUUAAUGGUUUGGAUAAUUCGGAUCAAUUGAAGAAAAUUGUGUGCGUUUUGGGAACCGAUUGUCUUAAAGAAUACGUUCAAAAAUAUCGUUUACCAAAUCUGAAGGGAAUUAAGUAUCUCUUAGACUCCGACCUCCAGCGCCGUCAAUGGGAGGACUUCUUAAUACACGGCUUAACCAGAUUAUCGACUCCCAUAUCCAUUGAUUUCAUUGAUAAGCUUCUUGUGUUUGACCACAAGUUUCGUUUGACAGCGGAUGAGGCGCUCAGACAUCCAUUCUUCGCGUCACUCAGAAGUAAUAAAAUUGUUUAAAUUGUAAAUCAAUCGCCAAUUUUGUGGUAAAACUUUUUUUGUUGUUACUAUUGCUUAGGUUUUCUAUA
Medioppia subpectinata is the source of this 1162-nucleotide messenger RNA. The record is from the annotation of a GenBank genome assembly. Lineage: Eukaryota; Metazoa; Arthropoda; Arachnida; Sarcoptiformes; Oppiidae.